Messenger RNA from Babesia bovis T2Bo, 1217 nucleotides. Its product is annotated as putative cytochrome c oxidase subunit 2a. The record is from RefSeq and is a predicted model, not a curated record. Lineage: Eukaryota; Apicomplexa; Aconoidasida; Piroplasmida; Babesiidae. The transcript has a single exon. Gene Ontology annotation, cellular component: membrane. The coding region runs from base 170 to 982 and encodes 270 amino acids. Gene Ontology annotation, molecular function: cytochrome-c oxidase activity; copper ion binding.
AAAAACGAUUGGUCUAAAGUUCGUGCGUGGGUAUACAUUAGGGUACAAAGAUCUGUACCGUUGUGAACACGGGUUUGCAUAACACCGUUGGCAAGCUCCUCGCCAAAGACACCCUAGGCAUGGCUAUGCGCCAAGAUUUUGUUAUAUAGGAUCUAGCUAAAAUAUAAACAUGGUUUACUGUAUAUUUAGGAGCGCUUUUCAUCUACGCAAUGGCACAGCUUUGCGCCACUUCUACAGGAGUUCUAAUGCCACUAUAGACUACAAAUACCCUGCUGAGAUUCAUCUAACAAGGCGUUUAACUAGUACUCUAUGUGGGCAACCACCAACCAGAGGUGACGGCUCAACUGCCAAAUCUACUGCGCCUGAGGUGGAUGCCGCGGCGCCUCCAUACAUUGUAGACGAUGGCAAAGUAUUCAAGCAGGGUAAGUACCCUGGAUUAGGACUACCUAAAGCUGUGGGUCAACCGGAAGAUUUACCAUCUAUUGAGUUUGGCAAGCCAACUGGUAUGUACAACUUCGUGCGUCAUCAACAUGGUGACCCACGUGGCCACCUACAAUCUGAUGGACGCUACCGUCCCUCUUACGCGGCUGAUAGUUUCCAUUGGUUCGAUGCCUAUACCGACGUGCCUAAGCAGCAAUUUACCAUCGUGAACGGGGAGACUAUGAUAGUUGGAAAGGAAACGCGCCCUAUGGAAGAACUGUUCGGUGUAGAGCAGACGAACAUUCCUUUCUACGCUAGGCGCCGUGUCAAAGUUUGGGGUAACCACAACCUAAUCUUAACCGCGGAGUUCUGCUUCUUCUGGAUACCUACUCUCAUCAUUAUGGGUUUGGCUGUACCGUGCUACACCAUGAUUUACAUGAUGGACGAAGCCGUGUCAACUUCUAUGACAGUGAAAGUAAUUGGGCACCAAUGGUACUGGGUAUACGAAGUGGAAUCUCCACCUGUGCUGGAGACAGAGGCUGAGGAGGCGGAUGAUGAGUAAUUGCCAUUAACGCGUUCAACAUGGGUGAUGAAUCCACACCUAUACAUUACAUGUGAAUUCUAGACUAUAACGUAAUCUAGAAGGUCAAGAUGACCCGUUUUACACAUCCUUCAAUAUGUGUACGUGGUUGUCGACGUUGCACAUUACAAAACAACACACAUGCGGUGAUUCGCCGACUGGCAUGAUCCAUGCUCACAGUUCAACAUGUUACAACUAUAAAUAUAUCAUUCUUAGU